Sclerotinia sclerotiorum 1980 UF-70 is the source of this 1182-nucleotide messenger RNA. RefSeq lists its product as hypothetical. The record is from RefSeq and is a predicted model, not a curated record. The transcript is spliced from 4 exons. Lineage: Eukaryota; Fungi; Ascomycota; Leotiomycetes; Helotiales; Sclerotiniaceae. Gene Ontology annotation, molecular function: O-methyltransferase activity. The coding region runs from base 1 to 1182 and encodes 393 amino acids.
AUGGCAAUCAUUGAUCUCAUCAAGCAAAUCAAUGAAGUGGUUGACAGUCCACCCUCUCCUAAUGCUAUCAGCGACGAGGAGAGAGUAGCCCUCUUGGCGAGUCUCGAUAAGCUAAGAGCUGUAGUCGAGACACCCGUUGAUUUUACCACUCGGGUUAUCUUUGGUGCACAUGAACAAGUAGGGCUUCGACUUGGAAUCGAAAUGGGCAUCUUUAACACCAUGGCUGCCAUUGGUGCUGGUGAAUUAGACGUAUCUGAAAUUGCACAAAGGACUGGAGCUGCGAAACUGUUGGUUAGCAGGGUCAUGAAGCUCUUGGCUGCGAUGAACCUGUUUAAGGAAGUUGGAGAGGAUAGAUAUGCAAAUGGGGCUUUUGCGCCCGCAUUUUCAGAUGCCUCACCUUUGCCCAAGGCUGUUACUCACAUUGUCACAGCUAGUGAAGUGCUCAUCAAGCUUCCAGCAUACCUCAAAAAAACCAACUAUCAGAAUCCAGAAAAUACUAAUGACGGACCCUUUCAAUAUGCCAUGGACACCAAACUUCAAUACUAUGAAUGGCUAAAGACAGAACCUGAACAAGCCAUCGCUCUCAAUACUACAAUGAUGUUGCAGCGUAUGGAUCGUGGCGAGCCAUGGUAUGAUUAUUACCCCGUCAAAUCAAAGAUCGGUACCUCCUUUGAUGGAAAGACACCUCUUAUGGUCGAUGUCGGUGGAAACAUCGGAAUCAACAUUGGUAAUUUCCAUGCUCGAUUUCCAGAACUUUCUGGUGCCCUUAUUCUUGAGGACUUACCCGAGGUCAUCUCUAGUAUUCAGGAACUAGAUCCUGCAAUCAACCGCAUCCCACAUAGUUUCCUUGAGCCACAGCCCGGCAUAGCCAAAGGUGCUAAAUUUUACUUCCUCGGCACCAUCCUCCAUGAUUGGCCGGAUGCAGAUUGCAAGACAAUUUUAUCCCAUAUUCGAAAUGUCAUGACCAAAGAUUCAAUUCUUCUCUUGUAUGAGAAUGCUGUUCCUGAUACGAACGCUGGUUUGUAUCAAGUCAAACUUGAUUUCGUCAUGAUGAGUCUGUUUGCUGCAACUGAUCGCCCUGCAUUUGCCCCACUACUCGUUGUCCCAGUCUCUAAAUUGUUGUGGGGGGUUGAUGGAGUAGUUCCAUUCCGCCGAUGUUCCGAUGAUGCAAUUUACCGGUGA